CCCCCGCUCUGCCUUCUGCUCUCCCCGCCAAGCCGCCACCAGAGGCCGUGCACCCGCACUCCCUCGACCUCCCGCGCCGCGCCAUGCUGUCCCGCCUCGACGCAGCGUCGCUCCUAGCCCCCUCGCCGCCGCGGGGCAAGCCCCACCAUCGCGGCCGCUUCCUCUACCUCCUGUCCUCCACGCUCGCCGUCCUCGGCGCCUCCCUCGCGCUGCUCCUCUUCCUCGCGCUCCGCCGCGCCCCCGCGCACAACCCGUCCCCCAACUACGGCGCGCUCUUCCUCUCCCUCGGCUCCAACGACACCGCCGCCGCGCACCUCCGCUCGCUCACCCUCCACCCGCACGUCGCGGGGACCAGGGCCAACUCCCGCACCGCCCGCUACGUGCGCGACGCGCUCCCCUUCCCCGCCCACAUCGCGCCCUACUCCGUCCUCCUCUCCUACCCCGUCCACCGCUCCCUCUCCCUCUCAGCGCCGGGGCGCGGCGCCGGCGCCUCCACCUCCUUCGCCCUGAAGCAGGAGACCUAUCGUGGCGACCCCUACGCGGCCGCGUCGGCGGAGGCCAUCCCGACGUUCUACGCGUACGCGGCGUCCGGGUCCGUCUCCGCGGAGGCCGUGUACGCCAACUACGGCCGCGAGGAGGACUUCGCCUACCUCGCCUCCCGCGGCGUAGACGUCGCGGGCAAGGUGGCGCUCGCGCGGUACGGGAGGAUCCACUGCGAGGAAGUCGUGCACAACGCGCGCGCCGCGGGCGCCGCGGCCGCGGUGGUGUACACGGACCCGCUGCACUACGGCGGCGCCCCCGGGGAGGCGGCGUUCCCGGAGUCCCGGUGGCUGCCGCCCAGCGGCGUGCAGGUGGGCAGCCUGUUCCUCGGCGCCGGCGACCCGACGACGCCGAUGUGGCCGUCGUCCGACGGCUGCGAGCGCCUCAGCGUGGAGGAGGCCAUGGGCACCGACGACAUGCCGCUCAUCCCGGCGCUGCCGGUGUCGGCGCGUGACGCGAUGGAGAUACACUCCGGGAUGGGCGGGGCCGUGGCGCCGGCGGGGUGGCAGGGCCGGGAGGACGGCCCCGUGUACCGCCUCGGCCCCGGGCCGGCGGUUCUGAACCUGACGUAUCUUGGGAAUGAUACAAUGGCAACGAUCGAGAAUGUCUUUGCCAUCAUCGAAGGCGCUGAAGAGCCGGAUAGGUAUGUCAUUCUGGGUAACCAUCGUGAUGCUUGGACGUUCGGAGCAUCUGACCCCAACAGCGGAACUGCAGCAAUGAUUGAGUUAGCUCAAAGGUUCUCGAUGCUGCAAAAGCAAGGAUGGAGACCUCGAAGAACCAUUAUCUUCUGUAGUUGGGAUGCAGAAGAGUACGGAUUGACAGGGUCGACUGAAUGGGUUGAAGAAAACCGGGAGAUGCUAUCUUCAAGAGCUGUUGCUUAUCUAAAUAUCGACGUUUCAGUCGUUGGUCCAGGAUUCCUGCCGUCUACAACUCCCCAACUUGACGAGUUGCUUCAGGAAAUAACUAAAGUGGUUCAAGAUCCUGACAAUUCAUCUCAGACUGUAUAUGAUUCAUGGAUCAAAUCGAAUGGUUCUCCCCGGGUUCUAAGACUAGGCGAUGGAGGAUCAGACUACUUAGCCUUUGUCCAACAUGCUGGUAUUCCUUCAAUGAAUAUAGUUUUCGGAGAAGGACCAGGAUAUCCGGUUUACCACUCCUUAUAUGAUGACUACGUGUGGAUGGCAAAAUUCGGAGAUCCUGGGUUCCGUAGGCAUGUUGCAGCUGCUAGCAUAUGGGGAAUGAUGGCUCUGAGGCUGGCCGAUGAUGAGAUCAUACCCUUCAAUUACAUGUCCUACGCAAUCGAGCUUCAGGCAUACACAAAGGUAUUGGAGAAUAAAGUUAAGGGAACAGAUGUUACUUGUUCCCCACUGUACAACUCAAUCAGAGCUCUCAAAACAGCAGCUACCACAGUGAACAAUGAACAAAAGGAACUUCAAAAACAACUGUUGAGCAAGCAGCUGAACAAGGAUGCACUGAAAAUCCGACAGCUCAAUGACCGGCUCAUGCAGGCCGAGCGAGCAUUCACUAGCAGGGAGGGCAUCUUCAAACAAGAAUGGUGUAAGCAUCUGGUGUAUGGACCUUCAGACCAGAAUGACUGGGAUACUGCAGUUUAUCCCGGUAUAGCCAACGCCAUAGGCAGCGCUCGGAGCAGCAACACUUCAGAGUCCUGGAAGUCUGUACAACAUGAGAUUUACAGGGUGGCCAGGGCCGUGACACAGGCAUCUGCUGUACUGAGCGGCCGUCUAACAUGACAGAACUUUAAUCAUCUCUUAAAAAAGUUAUUGCUUCAACAGUUACAGUAUACAGGCCCAGGAUAAUCUCGUGCCGACGACUACUGAUCGUUCGGCUAGUUUGUUCCGGACGGAUACGAAAAGGAUAUAUUUUUGUAAUCGACUGCAACAGAUUUAUAAGGAAUUAAGUGGUAUGUUUAUAUUCUUUUGUUCACAACCUAAGCAAUUGUUCGAGAUGUUCAAUGUCUUGUUCGUAA
Molecule: messenger RNA, 2524 nt
Organism: Setaria italica (foxtail millet)
Lineage: Eukaryota; Viridiplantae; Streptophyta; Magnoliopsida; Poales; Poaceae
Product: probable glutamate carboxypeptidase LAMP1
Exons: 12
Coding region: 84-2288 (734 amino acids)
Molecular function (GO): carboxypeptidase activity
Source: RefSeq, a predicted model, not a curated record